This is a messenger RNA of Corylus avellana, 606 nucleotides long. NCBI's taxonomy places the organism in Eukaryota, Viridiplantae, Streptophyta, Magnoliopsida, Fagales, Betulaceae. The record is from RefSeq and is a predicted model, not a curated record.
AUGACUAUACGAGAGCUUGUGUUUGAGGUGCAUUACGGUGGUAAGAUUAAUAGGGGGUUUACGAACACAUAUGUGGGGGGUGACGUAGAUCUGCAUGAUGAGACGUAUGACGAGGAUAAGUUGUCAUUUUUUGAGAUUGAGGGAAUAGUAAAAAAAUAUGGAUACAAGUCAAGGGAUUUGCUGUAUUACUUAGAGCCAGGUUGUAGUUUUCAAGGUGGUUUGAAAUUAAUUUCAUCAGAUCAUAAUGUCUUGGAAAUGGUUGCUGCACAUAAAGGGGCACCGGUUAUUGAGUUGUACCUUGUUUCAUUUAAUGAGCCUGCAGUUAAUGAUGAUGAAUAUGAAGACGACAAUGAUGAUGAUGAUGGUGAACAUGGUGAAAAUAAUAGGAUUGAUCGAGAUGAUCCUUAUUGGGAAGAAGUUUUCGAAUCGGACUUGUUUGAUGAAGAUAACAACCUCCUUGGGCCAUCCAUGGCAAGGGGAAAUGUUGAGGAGGGUGGUGUUGAGGGUAAUGAGGAGGGUGAUGGGGAGGGUAAUGAGGGUGAUGAUGGGGAUGAGGAUAAUGAUGAGGAGGAUGAGAGUGAUGAGGUGGCGCAGGAUGAUAACUAA